AUUCACUUCAUGAACAACUGUUUACUACGGCCGUGGAACGCAGAACCAGGAGCAGAACCAGGACCAGGAGCAGAACCAGGAGCAGAACCAGGACCAGGAGCAGGAGCAGGAGCAGAACCAGGAGCAGGACCAGGACCAGGAGCUUCACUGAUGACUGUCUGCUCUCCUCUCUCUCCAUUUGUUUGUUUGUUUGCUCUGGUCUGUCAGUUGUUGUCUCGCUGCUCUCACCUGCUGCUCCACACCUGGACACCGAUGAUGUCACGGCAGAGCAGCUCUCUGAUUGGAGGAUCCUGCAGGAGGUUCUGUCACUCUGUGCUGCAGCCUGACAGGUUAACAGUGUCCUGGAGAACCAGCUGCUGAUGAAGAUGAAGCUGCUCCUCUUCCUCUGCUGUGUCCUCAGAGUCUCUGCUGAUGCUCAGCAUUUGGACCUUCUGAUCACUGGCUGUUCAGACUCUGAUAGAGAGUUCAUGUUCACACUGGACGGUGAAGAGAUGUGGCACGCAGACUUUGAUAAAGGAGAAGGAGUCGAUGUUCAACCCAGCUUCAUUGAUCAUGUGACUUUCCCUGGAGGUUACGAAUUCGCUGUGGGCGAUCAACACGUCUGCAGAACAAACCUGGAAGUUCUUCAUGAAGUCAUGAAAGACAUUCCUCUCGAACAAGACCCCCCCUCCACCUUCAUCAUCUACCCCCGAGACGACGUGGACCUGGACCAGAAGAACACUCUGCUGUGCCACGUGUCUGGGUUCUACCCGGCCCCGGUCUCCGUCUCCUGGACCAAGAACGGACGGAACGUGAGUGAAGGGACGGCCAUCAACCAGCCGUCCCCCAACGAGGACGGAACCUUCAGACAGACGGCCCGGCUGGACUUCGUCCCCAAAGACGGAGACUUCUACAGCUGCUCUGUGCACCACCCGGCCCUGAAGACCCCCAUGACCCGGAUCUGGG
Messenger RNA from Salarias fasciatus (jewelled blenny), 945 nucleotides. RefSeq names its product H-2 class II histocompatibility antigen, E-D alpha chain-like. NCBI's taxonomy places the organism in Eukaryota, Metazoa, Chordata, Actinopteri, Blenniiformes, Blenniidae. The record is from RefSeq and is a predicted model, not a curated record. The transcript has 3 exons. The annotation marks the transcript as partial. Gene Ontology annotation, biological process: antigen processing and presentation; immune response. Gene Ontology annotation, cellular component: membrane; MHC class II protein complex.